AUGUCUUCGCACAUCACUGCCUGCUGUCCAGCGCAGUAUGAACCUCUAGACCCGGCUCUCAAAGAGAUACGUGUUCUGGAAGUUGCGCCAGCGAGUGGUGACGGUAUCGUCGAAUGCACGAUGAGUCCCAUCUCCCUCCUUGACAAUCCCGUACCAGUCUACGAGACCAUCUCAUAUUGCUGGGGGCCACCUCGAGCUCCAUCUACGAUAAAGCUCAAUGGGCGUCUGACACCCGUACCGGCAAGCUCAGAGGCCGCAAUACGACGCAUGCGACUCAGCGACAGACCGCGAACACUCUGGAUUGACGCCAUAUGUAUCGAUCAGUCGUCGGUGACAGAACGUAGUGCGCAAGUGGCUUUUAUGUCGACCGUCUAUCGCGCUGGAAUGCGUAACCUCGUUUACCUAGGCGAAGAUGACGGUAUGGCAGAACGAGGUGUGAAGGCUGUUCAGGACGUUGUUGCCGACAUGCGUACUGCGACAAACGAUUUGACCAUGCUAGCCCAGACCAUCUUUGUUGAGCACACUGGCGAACAUUUGACUUCGGACGAAGGAUUCAGCGAGGACAUCGACUUCGAGGCUCUUGAGGUUUUCUUCAGCCUUGAAUGGUUCAGACGUUUGUGGGUACUCCAGGAAAUCGUUCUCGCAACGUCUAAUACCUGCUAUUGGGGCAAUUUCGAAUUUGAUCUUCUGGUUACAGUAAGAACUGCAUCAUGGAUCAAUUAUAAGAGACGUUUCGUACCUCACAGCCUGCUCAAUCGCGCUGGUUAUUACUGUGCCUUUGAGAUGUUCGACCAUCUCGACCGCGAUAACGGUCGCUUUGCGAACUACAGACAUAUGGCUGCAAUGUUGGAUACGGCCCAGCGUUUUGAGAAGACCGAGGAUAGGGACGGCAUAUACGCCAUUCUGGGACUCAUCGAUCAAGACAAAGCUCUAGAAGGACAUGAGGCGGCAUUACUAGAGGUUGAUUAUACCAAGCCGAUUCCUGAUGUUUUGCGAGACGCUACGAGGUAUGCGUUAAGCGAACGCAACGACCUGGAAGUUUUAACGAGGCUCGCUCAUGAUGUUGAUAUGUUGGCGGACUUUCAGACCUUUCCAACAUGGACUGUUCGUGCAGACGUGCAGGACCGUUCGCGGAACGCCUUUUAUCUGCCAUAUGUUUAUAACUCCUCGGAGGGUCUUGAAGCACCAUCCCUGCUCAGCGACACAUCCUUUGGCAAGAACGUGCUGUUACUUCAAGGAAUAGUGGUCGAUCAAGUCGUUCAAACGACCAUCAUUUGUGACUACAGUACCUGGUGGGAUGAUGAAAAAUAUUUCCAAUGGCUUGUAUCAAUUAAGCACAUGACUACAGGUCAUAAUGACAUUGCAAUGCUAGAUAACGUCGAUCUAGCCAUAGCUGAUACAUUGGCAGCCGGCCAGACGAGAAGUAGGAAAAAAGCACAGCCGGAUGAUUUGAAGGUACUAGUGGGGUACAUCGAGAGCUUGACUAUUCGCGAGGACGGUAUCGUUUCAGAUGGCGUCAGCAUCAAAUCACACGUUGAUAAGAAAGAGAUGAGAGCUGCGCUUGAAUCUGUGUAUACGUACUGGUGUCAGGGCCGUCGUUUGUUUGUUACCGCAGCUGGACGCACGGGUCUAGGGCCUCGUUGCAUGCAACCUGAAGACAUCGUCGUGGUCCUAAGGGGAGGUCUCUCGCCCUUUAUCUUGCGAAAGAAAGUCGACGGCUAUCAGCUGAUUGGUCAAGCUUAUGUGCAUGGCAUAAUGUACGGCGAGGCGGUGGAAUUGGACAGAAGUCGAGGCAAGUCGGAGGUGGUGUUUCACGUGCGGUGA
Messenger RNA from Alternaria burnsii, 1824 nucleotides. RefSeq lists its product as uncharacterized. The coding region runs from base 1 to 1824 and encodes 607 amino acids. NCBI's taxonomy places the organism in Eukaryota, Fungi, Ascomycota, Dothideomycetes, Pleosporales, Pleosporaceae. The record is from RefSeq and is a predicted model, not a curated record. The transcript has 2 exons.